Mytilus californianus (California mussel) is the source of this 1120-nucleotide messenger RNA. RefSeq names its product superoxide dismutase [Cu-Zn]-like. The transcript is spliced from 4 exons. Gene Ontology annotation, molecular function: copper ion binding; superoxide dismutase activity. Gene Ontology annotation, biological process: removal of superoxide radicals. The record is from RefSeq and is a predicted model, not a curated record. Lineage: Eukaryota; Metazoa; Mollusca; Bivalvia; Mytilida; Mytilidae. Bases 17 to 670 code for a protein of 217 amino acids.
CCAUGCGAACUGUGAAAUGGCAACCAACAAUAACUUUGAAGAUUUUGGUCAAAUCAAAGGGAACGUGUACUUAGUACAAAAGGAGAAUGGUCCAGUUCAUGUUGAUAUACAUAUGAGCGGAUUUGAAAUGGAAGAAGGAAAAUCACACAAACAUAGCUUUUUCCUUCACGAAUACGGAGACAUGAGAAGAUCAUGUGAUUCCCUUGGUCAAAUAUACAAUCAAAACAAACGCAGACACCACAGCAGUCGAAAUAGCAUUAUGUGUGACGACGAAGGAGAAGUUCACCUGAAGUACACGGACAAGUCACUGUCUCUACAUGGAAAGCAUUCUGUGAUCGGGCGAAGUUUUGUCAUUCAUGAUGAUACAGAGGGAAGGAGAAUUGCUUGUUGUGUUAUUGGAAGAGCUGAAAUUCAUGACUACGAUGAAAUGGACAUGGAAAAAAUUCAUUUUAAUGAAGAAUUGAUAGAGCAUCAUGAUAAGACCAGCGAGGAACCAAUUCCCUUCAGACCUAACCCCAGGUUUCCAGACAGGGAUGCGACGGAGGAACCAAUUCCCUUCAGACCUAACCCCAGGUUUCUAGACAGGGAUGCGACGGAGGAACCAAUUCCCUUCAGAACUAACCCAAGAUAUCCAAACAGGGAUGCAGCAUAUUUUAUCGAUCACGAAUAAUAACUAAGACAAAAAAUCAUGUAAAUGAAUGAAAUACAGAAAUCCUAACGUUAUUAAUGGCAAUCUUAAUUGAGGGUUGAAAAUUGUGUUAUCGGUUAUUUAGAUCGUCAAACAGACACACGUUUAAAUGUUUUUGAUUGUACUUUUUACAUCUCAGGGUUUGGAUGGGUUUUACAGAAUAGAUCAUAAUAAGCAAAAUGUGUAAAGAAUUGAGAAAAAUGGUUUAAAAAUUUAAGAAUACAAAUUGAAGGACCCCCAUCCAGGCCCUCAAAUUUGUAACCUAGAUUUUAGUACCCAGUAAAAUCUCGUCAACCGUUUGAAUAAUACUGGUUAUCGUGAUUAAAUAAUUAACUUUACUGUAAAUAUUUGAUGUUAAAAUUCAACAAUUUUGUUUUAUGUCCAAUUCUUAAAAUUACACUUCGUUUUAUACAGAUGAAUGCAAUGAUUGAA